Messenger RNA from Oncorhynchus kisutch (coho salmon), 2443 nucleotides. Its product is annotated as tandem C2 domains nuclear protein. The record is from RefSeq and is a predicted model, not a curated record. Gene Ontology annotation, cellular component: nucleus. Bases 94 to 1491 code for a protein of 465 amino acids. NCBI's taxonomy places the organism in Eukaryota, Metazoa, Chordata, Actinopteri, Salmoniformes, Salmonidae. The transcript is spliced from 12 exons.
GUUUGGGAGAAUACCCACUAUUCCAGCUGUUCUAUAGAGAAGUACUGAAAGAAGUUGUGCGUCUUCCCGGGGCGGGAAUAUCUGCUUAGCAGCAUGGCAAUGGAAUGCAUCAAGCACUGCUGCAAGACCUUCCUAGGCAAGGACGCUGAGAUAGAACAGCAAGUGAUUACAAUGAAGAUGCCCCCUGCCAGAGCUAUAUCAGGUGGCCCCAGGAAGGGUGUAGGGGUAUCAGAGGACUAUCUCCUCUCUAAACUCCCCUUGGAUGGAAAAGAGAUCCCCUUUGUCCUCCCCACGUUCAAACCUUCCUACAUCCAACCACGAGGAUCACGUUACCUUGGCUACCAGACACCAGGGCUACACAGUUCAGCCAGGAGCACCUAUGCAGAGAGGAAGGAGGAGCUGUCAGAGGCCAGUCACAUAGUCUAUAACCCCGACUCCUCCCCCAACAUGUCUCCCGGAACAACACGACACAGCAAUCUGAAAAAGAGUCCCCGGGGCUCAGAAUCAGGUGGGAAUGUGACGACUGGGAAUCUGAGCAAAUCCCUGUUUGACUUGUCCAACUCCAACCCUCCCAGCCACAUACAACGUUACGACAGUGUGUCCAGUGUCCAGAGCAGCAGUGCAUCGUCCUCCCAGAGGGACUCCCUGGAGAACAGCCGUAGCCUUGAGUCCAUCACGUUGUCUGGAGAUGAGAGAGACUUGGGGAAGGUGUGUGUCCGGCUGAGUUACCAGGAGGCCCUGGAGCAGGUGUGGAUCACGUUGGUACAGUGUAAGGAUGUGUCCCUCGUCCAGAACAGCAGUGAGCAGCAGCAGAUUAGCUUUAAAGGCAUCAUCACUAUGACCAAACCAGUACAGUUCAAGAGCUCCGUCAAGGAAGGUUCUCCGGACACAGUCUUCAUGGAGACCUUUGUGUUUACGUUGCGGCUGCAGCAGCUGCGUUGCAGUGCUCUGGUAUUCCGGCUGCAGACCCACCACCCCAGGAAGAGAACGGUGGCAGAGUGUGUCCUCUCCCUCAGACAGCUGGGCCCUGAGGAGACACAGCACUGGAUGGAGCUCAGCCCCCUUUCCAAGACCACUGUGUGUCACGCUGAGCUGCACCUGGCCACCUGUUUCCAGCCUGUUAACGGACGCAUCCAACUGCAGGUCCUCGCUGCCCAGAACCUCCCUGCUCCACUCAGGCAGGCGUUCUUUGUGAAGAUAGAGAUGCAGCUGUUGGGCAGGGUGGUGAUGAAGAAGAAGACUCACGUCCUGAAGUCCUCCGGAGGUCAGCUGACCUGGAUUGAGUCUUUCUACUUCCCCUUGGCUCUGGACCAGAGCUUCCUGCUGUCAGUCAAACUGUACAGCCGCCGCUCUGUCAGACGAAAACACUUCCUCGGGCAGGUUCACCUUGGCUUCGACAGCCCAACGCAGGAAGCAGCAGAGCAGUGGAGGGAUAGCAUGUCUCACCCCGAGAAGGUGGUGGCUGUAUGGCACAGACUCAACGGGUCCUGAAACGCCUAUAGAAACUCACACAGCCUGUAGAAACUCACACAGCCUGUAGAAACUCACACAGCUCACACAGCCUGUAGAAACUCACACAGCCUGUAGAAACUCACACAGCCUAUAGUAACUCACACAGCCUGUAGAAACUCACAGCCUGUAGAAACUCACACAGCCUGUAGAAACUCACACAGCCUGUAGAAACUCACACUGCCUGUAGAAACUCACACAGACUAUAGAAACUCACACAGCCUACAUUCAAAAUGGCACCCUAUUUCAGGGGUUCUCAAAGUGGGGUCCACGGAGGUACUGACACGGAGUCUGCGGUCUACAUCUCAAAAUAUAUAUAUAAAAAAAUAUAUUUAAAAAAACAAAGAAUAUCUUAUUAAUAUUACUAACAACAACAGGUGAAAACACACAUUUUCCCAUAUGGAUCUGUGGAAUAAGUUGAUGGUGUGUAAUACAAUGUAAUAUUAUUGACCUAAAAUGUAUGUUCUUAAAGGCCUAGUGCAGUCAAAAAUGUGAUUUUCCUAUGUGUUCUAUAUAUUAGAGGUUGUAAUAAUACUGUGAAAUUGUGAAAAUGAUGAUAAUGCCCUUUAAGUGUAAGAGCUGUUUGAAAAGACCUGAAAUUUCAUCCUGUUUUGGUCGGAUGGACUUUUGGUCCGCCUGGAGACAUCACCAGGCGGUAAAUUAAUUCAUCAAAUCAAAUCCAACUUUAUUUGUCACAUGCGCCGGAAAACGACAGGUGUAGAGACCUCACCUAGAUGUCCCCUUUAGCCUUAUGAGACAACAGACCCGAUGCUGCACAAAAUGCUCUGUUUAUAAUGAUACAUUAGCCUUUAGCCUUAUGAGACAACAGACCCGAAAAACGACAGACCUUACCGUGAAACAACCCUUAACCAACAGUGCAGUUCAAUAAAGAGUUCAGAAAAUAUUUAACAAGUAAACUAAAGUAAAAAUCAUU